This is a messenger RNA of Rubroshorea leprosula, 2715 nucleotides long. NCBI's taxonomy places the organism in Eukaryota, Viridiplantae, Streptophyta, Magnoliopsida, Malvales, Dipterocarpaceae. The record is from the annotation of a GenBank genome assembly.
CUGCCCGCCGGAAUCACUUUCAUUAUCGAAAAAUUCAAAAAAAAGUCGGUUACUUUCGGUAAAGCUCUUCCUUCACCGUUUCAUUAGAAAAUGUUUUGCUUCCUCUAGACUACUCCCCGUUGGUGCUGUUUCCCAUAUCAGUUACCUCCACUUUCCUUCUCUCUCCCGAAACCAGUUUCCUUCUUUCUUCCCCCGGCGAGCUUUGAAAUUCCGACAUAUCAGUUGAGUUGUUGAGGUGUGCUGCUGAGAUUAAGGGAUGAUUGUUUCGGCUCUCUUUACUUCGGUCGGGAUCAAUCUUGGCCUCUGUUUCCUCUUCUUCACGCUAUACUCUAUACUCAGGAAACAACCUAAAAACGUCCCCGUCUACGCUCCGCGCUUGUUUCAUGAGAGACAAUCUCAGCAGAGGGAUGAUUUCAGCUUGGAAAGGCUACUGCCGUCUCCUGGUUGGCUGAAAAGGGCUUGGCAGCCCUCCGAAGAUGAACUUUUGUCUGAUUCAGGCUUUGAUGCUGUUGUGUUUAUGCGCAUUUUUAUCUUCAGUUUGAGAGUGUUUACCUUUGCCGGUAUAAUUGGGAUCCUUGUUCUUCUUCCAAUUAAUUAUUUGGGAAACCAGCUAACGGCUGAUUAUGAUAUUUCACAUUUGCCAUACAAAACUCUGGACUCUUUCAGCAUCUCAAAUGUCAACAAUGGUUCAAAUUGGUUAUGGGUUCACUUUUGCGCUGCAUAUAUUUUCACUGGAUUUGUCUGCUAUCUUCUGUAUUAUGAGUACAACCAUAUUUCAUUGAAAAGAAUUUCUUACUUCUAUUCUUCCAAACCUCAGCCACAUCAGUUCACGAUAUUAGUCCGUGGCAUCCCUGCUCCUCCUGGGAGUAGUUUCAGUGAAACUGUUGGCAACUUUUUCACAGAGUAUCAUCCCUCAACUUAUCUUUCACAUUCAAUGGUUCACCGUACCAGCAAACUUAGAAGUCUCAUUGAUGAUGGAGAGAAGCUGUGUAAAAGGCUCACUCAUUUAAAAUCAACAAGUUCUCAACGGAGAUAUAGGCGUGAUGGAUUUUUAGGGCUUUUUGGACGAAAAGUUGAUAUUGUUGAUCACUAUGAGAAGAAGUUGGAAGAAUUAGAAGACAAAGUGAGACUGAAGCAAUCUCAAUCUGCAUUGCCAGUAGAGGAAGCCCCAGCAGCUUUUGUGUCAUUUAAGUCAAGGUUUGGUGCUGCGAUAGCUGUGCACAUCCAACAAGGCAUUAAUCCUACACAGUGGGUGACUGAACGAGCUCCCGAGCCUAAAGAUGUUUACUGGCCUUUCUUUUCUGCUUCAUUUAUAAAAAGAUGGAUCUUGAAGCUAGUGGUGGUUGUUGCGUAUAUUGCUGUUACAAUUCUAUUCCUUAUUCCUGUUGUAUUUGUGCAAGGUCUCGCCAAUCUAGACCAGCUGGAGACCUGGUUUCCCUUUCUGAAAGGCAUAUUGAGUGUUGCAUUUAUCAGUCAAGUGAUUACGGGAUAUCUUCCCAGUCUUAUACUUCACUUGUUCCUAUCUGUUGUGCCACCCAUCAUGAUUCUCUUUUCCUCCAUGCAAGGAUAUAUUUCCAUCAGCCAAAUAGAGAAAAGUGCAUGCACCAAGAUGCUAUGGUUCACUGUAUGGAAUAUUUUCUUUGCAAACGUACUCUCUGGAUCUGCUCUAUAUAUGGUCAAUGUCUUCCUUGAGCCCAAGAAAAUUCCAAGUGUGCUAGCUGAAGCUGUUCCAGCACAGGCCUCAUUCUUCAUUUCAUAUGUUGUGACAUCUGGCUGGACCAGUCUGUCAUCCGAACUCUUUCGCCUAAUUCCUCUCGUUUGCAGUUUCAUAAAGGGACUGUUUGGAAGGAAAGAUAUGGAUGAUUUUGAGGUUCCAUCGGUACCUUACCACAGUGAAAUUCCCAGGAUCCUCUUCUUUGGACUUCUUGGUGUAACGUACUUUUUCCUUGCUCCACUUAUUCUACCAUUCAUCUUGGUUUAUUUUUGCAUGGGAUAUAUCAUCUACCGCAACCAACUGUUGAAUGUAUAUGCACCCAAGUUUGAAACUGGUGGGAAGUUUUGGCCAAUAGCGCACAAUUCGACAAUUUUUUCCUUGGUUCUGAUGCAUGUCAUUGCAAUUGGAAUAUUUGGGCUUAAGAAGCUUCCCCUGGCAUCCAGUUUAAUCAUUCCUCUUCCAGUUCUUACACUUCUUUUUAAUGAGUACUGCAGGAAGAGGUUCUUGCCCAUAUUCAAAGCUUAUCCUACAGAGUGUUUGAUAAAGAAAGAUAGAGAAGACCUGAAUGAUCCCAGCAUGCCCCAGUUUCUUGAAAAUUUAGACGCUGCAUAUCAUGAUCCAGCUUUGAUGCCAAUCCAGUAUUCUAGCAGCACAGAUGGACACAAUUCUCCCCUUCUCAGAGCAGCUGAAGUUUGAAGUUGGUAAAAUAUUCUUCUAAGUUCUAAUGGCUUCUGGACAUUGAUAAGCAGCCAUGUCUGGUUCUGGUAGUAUUCUAGCUUUGUAGAUAGUUUGGUGAUGCUAACAAAAGGAAAUCCCUUCUGUUCAUAUACUGAGAUGAAACCUUUCCAAAAAUGAGGUUGUGUACCUGUAUGUACAUUCGCUCUCUGUUCAAUUGUAUCUCCAAGAAAUUUCUUAAUGGCUUGGUUUCCAUAGCUUCUGCAUAUAAUUUUCAUGUUCUAGAAUUUUGGAUUCUAAUACUCCAAUGAACAUUUUCCAUCUUU